Molecule: messenger RNA, 2075 nt
Organism: Populus euphratica (Euphrates poplar)
Lineage: Eukaryota; Viridiplantae; Streptophyta; Magnoliopsida; Malpighiales; Salicaceae
Product: Sugar isomerase (SIS) family protein
Exons: 24
Coding region: 136-1842 (568 amino acids)
Biological process (GO): glycolytic process; glucose 6-phosphate metabolic process; gluconeogenesis
Cellular component (GO): cytosol
Molecular function (GO): glucose-6-phosphate isomerase activity; monosaccharide binding; carbohydrate derivative binding
Source: RefSeq, a predicted model, not a curated record
CACCUGGCUCAUACUUUCACGUGACCACACCACCAUCGCCUCUUCAUUGCUCUUUUCAUCACUUCGCAGCUAUCCUCUCUUUUCCCCAGCUUUAUCUCUCGCUGUUCUCAGGCGUCUGCUUCAGACAAAUUUCAGAUGGCUUCAUCGACUUUAAUUUGCGAAACCCAGCCAUGGAAGGACUUGAAGUCUCAUGUUGAGGACAUUAAGAAGACUCAUUUACGCGAGUUGUUGAGUGACACUGACCGAUGCAAGUCAAUGGUGGUUGAUUUUGAUGGAAUAACGCUUGACUACUCACGCCAACGAGCCACCCCUGGUACCAUGGAUAAACUCUAUAAUCUGGCAGAGGGAGCUCAUCUCAAGGAAAAGAUUGAUCGCAUGUUCAAUGGGGAGCAUAUAAACAGCACUGAGAAUAGGUCAGUGCUUCAUGUAGCUCUUCGUGCUCCAAGGGAUGCAGUUAUGCAAAGUGAUGGCAAGAAUGUUGUACCAGAUGUCUGGAAUGUUCUGGACAAGAUCAAGGAUUUCUCUGAGAUGGUCCGCAAUGGCUCUUGGGUUGGAGCCACAGGAAAAGCACUCACUGAUGUUAUUUCAGUCGGCAUUGGUGGCAGUUUCCUGGGUCCUCUUUUUGUGCAUACCGCUCUUCAAGCAGAUCCAGAGGCCAGCAAAUGCGCUAGAGGACGCCAAUUACGAUUUCUUGCAAAUGUAGAUCCAAUUGAUGUUGCUAGAAAUAUUGCAGGCCUCAAACCUGAAACUACUCUCGUUGUUGUGGUUUCAAAAACUUUUACCACAGCUGAAACUAUGCUGAAUGCUCGAACACUAAGGGCAUGGAUUUCAAAAGAACUCGGACAAUCUGCAGUUGCCAAGCAUAUGGUUGCAGUUAGCACUAAUCUUGCGCUUGUGGAAAAAUUUGGCAUUGAUCCUAAUAAUGCUUUUGCAUUCUGGGACUGGGUUGGUGGAAGAUAUAGUGUCUGUAGUGCUGUUGGCGUGUUACCGUUGUCUCUCCAAUAUGGUUUCACAGUUGUUGAUAAGUUCUUGAAAGGAGCAUCAAGCAUUGAUCAGCAUUUCUAUUCUGCACCAUUUGAGAAAAAUCUACCUGUACUUUUGGGUAUGUUGAGCGUGUGGAAUGUUUCAUUUUUUGGAUAUCCUGCAAGAGCCAUCUUACCUUAUUCUCAAGCCCUGGAGAAAUUUGCACCGCACAUCCAGCAGGUCAGCAUGGAAAGUAAUGGCAAGGGGGUAUCUAUUGAUGGUAAACCACUUCCCUUUGAAACUGGUGAAAUUGAUUUUGGUGAACCAGGAGCAUAUGGUCAGCGUAGCUUUUAUCAACUAAUUCACCAGGGACGCGUGAUUCCCUGUGACUUUAUUGGUGUCAUGAAGAGCCAGCAACCAGUAUACCUAGAAGGAGAGGUUGCAAAUAACCAUGAUGAACUCAUGUCCAACUUUUUCGCCCAGCCAGAUGCCCUUGCAUACGGGAAGACACCAGAAGAGUUGCAAAAAGAGAAUGUUCCACAGCAUCUCGUACCUCACAAGACCUUCUCUGGCAAUAGGCCUUCUCUCAGCCUUCUGCUCUCAUCAUUGGAUGCUUACAAAAUUGGACAGUUGUUGGCGAUCUAUGAACACAGAGUUGCUGUGCAAGGCUUUAUAUGGGGCAUCAAUUCUUUUGACCAGUGGGGAGUUGAGUUAGGAAAGUCGUUGGCAACUCAAGUUAGAAAGCAACUUCAUGCAUCUCGAGUGAAGGGAGAACCGGUUGACGGUUUUAAUUUCAGCACUACAACAAUGCUAUCAAAAUUUCUGAAGGAAAGUUCGGAAGUUCCAGCCAAUCCACCAACUAUUCUUCCUCGGAUAUAACUUUGUUCCGUGACCUGGAGGUUUCAGCUUUGUUAUACAACUUCUUGGAAUCCUAAAGAUGACAUAUGCAGAGGCACUUUUCGCUAUUUUCUGAAAUUUUCCUUUUGUUAAAAGGUUUCUUUCCAAUACUAACAAGGCAAUAAUGAUACCUGCAGUUAUACUAGCCAGGUUCUCUCAUGACUCAUAUGGAGGCCGAAAAAUGAAAUUUUUGUCCCUGAAUUUUCUUAUUCUAA